AUUCAGACACGUAUCGUACAAAACCGCAUGCGAUCGGUCGUCCAUUCAAUAUGGCCGGUAUAAAUUCAUUAAUUUGUUUCUCUCUUUUCUUGGUGAUAUUAAUUACACCACAAUCAAAUGGCGCUCGUAUAUUGGGACUGUUUACAGCUCCAUCCAAAAGUCAUUUACUCAUCCACACCGCCAUUAUUGAUGCCCUAGUUGAGAAGGGUCAUAAUGCCACAGUUGUUACAACUGGACCAAUUCUUAAAAACAACAUCAACUACCGCCAUAUUAACCUUGACAUACCCGGCUUCUCUCCCGAUCAAAUGCAAAAAUCUCUCAACAAUGGCAAACCUUCCUACGCGGAUUUUAUGAAUUUUGUUAAAACUGUCACAGGAGUUGCCAAUGACAGUAUUCAACAUCCAACUAUGAGACAGUUGAUGGAGGAGGAAACCUUCGAUUUAGUGAUUUUGGGUUAUUUCUUUAAUGAAUUCCAACUUGGAGUUGCAGCACAUUUCAAGUGUCCAGUGGUUAUUUCUUUUAUGACGCAAUCAAUUACUCCAUUAAAUCAAAUUGUUGGCAACCCUAGAGAAGUGGCUUAUGUACCGAAUUUGUUUCAAACUGGAGAAUCAAAGGGAUUCUUUUCGAGAGUGAAAAAUUUUGUAUCGACUAUGGUUUUCGAUGAGAUUGCAUAUCCUUUGAUAUCAGAUAGACAACAGGCUGGUUUAUAUGAUGCGAAUUUCCCUGCUGACAAAUAUCCGUCCUUCGAUGAAAUGAAGAAGAACGUAUCUUUGGUAUUUGUCAACCAUCACUUCAGUCAAGGACCUAUUCGACCAAAUGUUCCAGCUAUGGUUGAAAUUGGAGGAAUUCAGAUAAAGGAAAAACCAGCUCCACUUCCUGAGGAUUUAAAGAAAAUCUUAGACAAUGCAAAAAAUGGAGUAGUUUACUUUAGUUUUGGUUCGAAUGUUCAAGGAAAAUAUCUUGACAAGGUCAAGGCCAAAUUAAUGUUUGAUAUCCUAUCCAAACUAAAACAGACAGUUUUGUGGAAAUGGGAUGAUUCACCACCACCAGGUCAAUCACCAAAUAUUCACUACAAAACAUGGUUGCCACAAGAUGAUAUCUUAGCUCAUCCCAAUGUCCGCCUUUUCAUAACUCACGGUGGUGCUGGAAGUGUUGUCGAAUCACAAUAUCAUGGUGUUCCAAUGGUUGGAAUUCCCCUAUUCGCCGAGCAAUUCACAAAUGUUGAUACAAUGGUUAAAGCUGGUUAUGGUGUAGGAGUAGAAUUUGCUACUAUUAGUAGUGAAACAUUUGGCAACGGAGUGAAUGAAGUUCUUACGAACCCUGUUUAUCGAAAUAAUGUUCAACGAUUUUCCAAAUUGUACAAAGAUCGUCCAAUGACAGCUAAACAAACUGUUGUCUAUUGGACUGAAUAUAUUUUGAGACAUCAUGGUGCUCCACAUAUGCAAAGUCCAGCUGUUCAUAUGAAUACCUUGCAAUUGGCAUCAUUGGAUGUUAUUGGAUUUUUAUUAGCUGUCAUUUAUAUAGUUUAUAAGGUGUGUAAAAUUGUCAUUAUGUUUAUUUGGUCGAAAUUGUUUUCGAAGAAGAAUAAGAACUCGAAAAAUAAGAAAGAGUGAAAUAAAUUAGAAUGUAAUAAGAAUAAGAUUGUUCUAAGUUAUAAGAAAAAAUUUAUUUAAUUUUUUAAAUAAAAAAAUGAGAUUGUUAAUGAUGA
This is a messenger RNA of Episyrphus balteatus (marmalade hoverfly), 1708 nucleotides long. RefSeq names its product UDP-glycosyltransferase UGT5-like. Bases 51 to 1613 code for a protein of 520 amino acids. Lineage: Eukaryota; Metazoa; Arthropoda; Insecta; Diptera; Syrphidae. The record is from RefSeq and is a predicted model, not a curated record. Gene Ontology annotation, molecular function: UDP-glycosyltransferase activity. The transcript is spliced from 3 exons.